Lolium rigidum is the source of this 2802-nucleotide messenger RNA. RefSeq names its product cysteine-rich receptor-like protein kinase 38. Gene Ontology annotation, biological process: protein phosphorylation. The coding region runs from base 84 to 2087 and encodes 667 amino acids. The transcript is spliced from 3 exons. Gene Ontology annotation, molecular function: ATP binding; protein kinase activity; polysaccharide binding. The record is from RefSeq and is a predicted model, not a curated record. Lineage: Eukaryota; Viridiplantae; Streptophyta; Magnoliopsida; Poales; Poaceae.
CCUACAAGUAUCACCACCUCAAGAAAAUAAGUAUAGCAACAUAUAGUCUUCUCCAUAACCAGGAUACGAUCGGUGAAGCUAUCAUGGUGGACACCCGUGCAUUUUGUUGUUCCAUAACCCUGCGAGCCUUUAUUUUCUUGUUUGUGCUUGCUGCUAUGGUAGCAUAUGUUCAGGGAGGAGGUGGCUGCCCACGUUUCUCUUGUGGACAUCUUAAAAAUAUAUCAAGUCCAUUCCGCCGACGAGGUGAUCCACCUGGGUGUGGUUCUCAGUACUACGAGCUGAUGUGCAGAGAUAGCAAGGCUACAAUUCGCAUCGGCAGUGCUGUAUACUACGUGGUUGACAUUAACUAUACUGGUUUGUUUUUCUCGGCUAUUGAAUCCAACUUGGAUACCAGCAGCAACUGUCCUCUUCCUUACUCUUCCCCAGAGAUAGUUGACUACUUUUCCCCAGAGGUAGAUUCACAUGGCCUUGUCAAUCUUGAAGUUGGAGGUCCUUGGGCAUGCUUUGCUAAUUGUUCGCGAGCAAUAACAAAUAACAGUCGGUACAAGCCCGUAGCUUGCCUGACUGCAAAAAAUUCAUUUGUGUAUGUCUGGGUCCGGGGCUAUUGCGACAUUAUGCAUCUUGAACAUUCAUGUGGAUACUUGGCCAUGGCCCCCUUUGAUCUCCCUUCUAGCCAAGACGUAUAUUUAGGGAACGCAAGUUAUGCAGAUAUCAUGGGCUUUGUAAGCAAGGGAUUUGCAGUAAGAUUUCCUCAUCGAGACAGCGAUCCUAUGAAUUCUUAUUAUAUCAUCAAACUAUGCCUCAGCGACACAACCAGCAGCUACUUCAAGGAGCGGAUAUCUGAUGCAAGCAUUUUGAAUCGGACUCGUGCUUUCUUCUGGAGUGAGAUACACUUCUUCGAUUGCUUACAUGCUCACCACUACAUAACAAAGUCAAUUGUGUUUGCUGCAGCCAUGGUAUAUGUUAUUGAUGUCCCAAGAUUCCUUGUUGUACUAUGCAGGUUUGUGUUGGCACCCCUGGUAGUGUUGAUUUUCCUUGCCUACAAGUACUGGAAAACAAGGAUAACAAUAGAUGCGGUCGAGAAGUUUCUCCUGAUGCAAGAAAUGCUUGGCCCGACAAGGUAUGCCUACACCGAUAUCACUGCAAUCACAAGCCAUUUCAGAGAUAAGCUGGGUCAAGGAGGUUAUGGUUCCGUGUUCAAGGGUGUGCUGUUGCCAGGCAAUGUUCAUGUCGCGGUCAAGAUGCUAGACGGUAACUCCAACUGCAAGGGAGAAGACUUCAUCAGUGAGGUCUCCACCAUUGGCAGGAUCCACCAUGUCAAUGUGGUCGAUCUUUUGGGAUUCUGCUCGGAAGAAAUGAGGAGGGCUCUGGUAUACGAGUACAUGCCUAGAGGUUCUCUCGACAAGUACAUCUUCUCAGCCGAGAAGACUUUCUCGUGGGAUAAGCUCAAUGAGAUUGCUUUGGGCAUUGCCCGAGGGAUCAACUACCUGCAUCAGGGGUGCGAGAUGCAAAUUCUACACUUUGACAUCAAGCCCCACAACAUCCUUCUUGAUAGCAAUUUUGUCCCAAAAGUUGCUGAUUUUGGUCUCGCCAAACUGUACCCAAGGGGCAACAGUUUAGUGCCCUUGAGCGCCCUACGCGGAACAAUUGGAUACAUAGCCCCGGAGAUGAUAUCUCGGAGCUUUGGUGUCAUAUCAAGCAAGUCCGAUGUUUACAGCUUUGGAAUGCUGCUACUGGAGAUGGCUGGAGGAAGAAGGAAUGCCGAUCCAAAUGUGGCAAACUCUAGCCAGUCUUACUACCCAUCAUGGGUGUAUGACCAGCUAACUGGACAAGAAGUGGGUGAGAUAUCUCUCGUAGAUAACAUGCAUGAGUUGGAGAAGAAGCUGUGCAUUGUUGGACUAUGGUGCAUUCAGAUGAGGUCUCAAGAUCGUCCGACCAUGAGCGAGGUGAUAGAGAUGCUGGAAGGUGGCAUUGAUAGCUUGCAAAUGCCUUCUAGGCCAUUCUUCUGUGACGAUGGGCAUACCCAUGCCGAGGGUUCAUACCAUUUGUCGUCCGAGUUGACCACAAUCUCUGAAGAGGAUCAGUGAAACUAUAUAUGUGGACUGUAAUGCAUGAGGUGAUGAUCUUAGCUCCUGAGAAGAUGAAGUUAUGGUUGUAGUUGUACCGAGUAUGAAAUAAUUAUUUUCUGAUUCCUAUGGAGAAAUAAUUAUUUUCUGAUUCCUGUGGACUUCUAUGCGGAAAUAUGUAAUCGGUAAUCGGUAACUGCUAUAUCCAUUUUAAAUUGCUAAAUGUAAUCAUUUUCCUGGAAGACAUGUAUUGUAUGAAUAUACUAUUAAUUGAGUGAUACAAGCUUGAUUGAUGUUUGCACCUGCUGCGGAAAAAAUAUUCGCAUGAAUACUGUAGUUGAAAUAAUGUAUUAUGUUGGGUGCCUCUAGUGAAGGGAAAAAAUGCAUGAUAUUAGAAAUACAGACCUGUGUGCUUCAGGAACUGCGACUGUGCUAAGUUUGUGGCAUUGUCCAGUUUGCUGCUAUUAACAUCCACUGUAAUAUUUUGUGCUGCUAGGUCGGCCAUCAUGUUAUGCCACGAGGUUUUGUCGACAGGCCUGCAGUCAGAAUCAUGGAGGAAUUCGGAGUUUCAACUUGGAAUACUGCUCUGCUGUUGGAGACACGAAGAUGCCAAAUAUUUCUAGUUUCCAUUUCCGUAACGAAGUGCUCCUCAUCAGUUCAGUGCAACAUGUAAAGAUAAAUAAUUUCAUGGAGAGUAGAAACGAAACAUCUAGAGAAAACCAGACUUCAAAGUGUC